This is a messenger RNA of Lolium perenne, 762 nucleotides long. Lineage: Eukaryota; Viridiplantae; Streptophyta; Magnoliopsida; Poales; Poaceae. The record is from RefSeq and is a predicted model, not a curated record.
AUGAGGAACAAUCGCCUAGCCAUGCUCUUAGCCAUCCAGGUCGCUUCCAAGCAGAUUCGCAGGCCUGCCGGCCGUUUAGCUAGAACUCGGAGCAUCCCGCGCCACCGCCUCACUGCUACGCCGGGGUCGCCAGCCUCCACUUUGGCCACUCACACUCCCAACAGCCCAGCUUCCCCGCCAACCCCUGGCAAUGACAUGACACCGCCCAUCAGCCCCAGUGUUCCGCCAGCCACCCAGAUCGCCAUUGCCGAAACGGAGCCCAUGGUCCCCGGAGACUCUUCUGACGGAGUUCCUUCGGAGUUUUCGUCUGAUGAUGAAGAGGUGCCGGAGUCUCCUAUGCAGGAUACGGCGGCGGAGGACCAGCGCGACACCAACGCUGAUGGAGAGGAUGAGGACGAGGACUACAAGCUAGUCCUACAGGACUCAAUCCGUGACGAGGAAGAACGUGAAGCUAAGGCAGCAGCACUUGAGGCAAACAAGAAGGAGAACGAGACCGUCGAUGAAUGGCUGAAAGCGGUGUCAGGCGUUGAAGAAACUCCACCUCCGAAGGACACAGUUGCUUCUGGAGAAGAACUUGCCUCAGUCUUCAAAGUGGAACACGGCGGCGCACAAGUCAAGGCGGAGCCAGGCGCACUGCCGAUGAAGGAUGAUGAUAUCAUUGACAUAUCUGACGGAGAGGACUCAGCCAAGGAGCCGGGAUCGUCAUCGGCACGUCCGGGCAAAAGCGCGGAUGACGACGACGUCAUCAACAUUUCAGAUUAG